Varanus komodoensis (Komodo dragon) is the source of this 7116-nucleotide messenger RNA. It is a transcript of the gene FHIP2A, whose product is annotated as FHF complex subunit HOOK interacting protein 2A. NCBI's taxonomy places the organism in Eukaryota, Metazoa, Chordata, Lepidosauria, Squamata, Varanidae. The coding region runs from base 271 to 2664 and encodes 797 amino acids. The transcript has 19 exons. The record is from RefSeq and is a predicted model, not a curated record.
GAAAAAGGCGCCUCCCGGAAUCUACGGGCUCCCUCGCCCUACUCUGCCGCUGGUUCGGCUGCGGCACCUCGACCGGCUGCUUCAGAGGAGAGGGAGCGACGGCGGAGCGAAGCCUGCCAGCCUGACCCGCUUCGGAAGCUACGCCGAGCUGACCCGAGCUGAUCCCCGCGGCCAGGUCCCCCGCAUGCAGCCCUCACCCUGGAGCGGAGGCGGCGGAUCGAGGAGCUCUCAAGAUCCUCCCGGCAGCGACUGCUCCAGUCCAGGGACAGGAUGUUCUCCAAGUUCACUUCCAUCCUGCAGCAUGCCGUGGAGGCGCUUGCACCAUCCCUUCCAUUGCAAGAAGACUUUGUUUACCACUGGAAGGCAAUUACCCAUUACUACAUAGAGACAUCAGAUGACAAAGCUCCGGUGACCGAUACCAAUAUUCCAUCCCACCUGGAGCAGAUGUUGGAUAUUUUAGUUCAGGAAGAAAAGGAAUUUGGGGAAACGGGGCCUUGCAUGGAAUAUCUGCUACAUCACAAGAUCUUGGAAACUUUGUACACCCUGGGCAAAGCUGAUUGUCCCCCAGGGAUGAAACAGCAGGUUUUAUCUUUUCAUACAAAACUUCUCGGAUUAAUACAACAGCCUCUUCUCCCACACAUAAAUGUGCACAGACCUGUACAGAAAUUGAUCAGGCUUUGUGGUGAAGUCCUGGCAACACCAACAGAAAAUGAAGAAAUCCAGUUUCUUUGCACAGUGUGUGCAAAGCUGAAACAAGAUCCACAUUUGGUUAACUUCUUCCUUGAGAACAAGCUAAAAGCGCUGGCUUCAAAAGGUGCAUCAAGCUUAGUUGCGGAAGACAUGCUGAAAGGCCAAGGUUCUGUGGUAACAGAUACAGGACAAUCUGUUCCGCCUGAAGAAGCAUCCAGUGGAGCAGAGGAAGCAGAGAGGGUGAAUGACGAUCCUCAGCUGGCAGAUGACCUGUCCUUAAGUCUAGAUGAAUUAACUGUUCCUUCACCCCCUGAGGCUUUGGCUGCUUGUCCACAUGGAGACUAUAAUUUGGUGAAUUCUCUGCUCAAUCUCACCAAAAGCCCAGAUGGCCGAAUAGCAGUAAAAGCUUGUGAAGGCCUCAUGCUUCUAGUGAGUCUGCCUGAGCCAGCUGCUGCUAAAUGUUUAACACAGAGUACAUGCCUAUGUGAACUGCUGACAGACAGACUGGCCUCUCUCUACAAAGCCCUUCCUCAAUCAAUGGAUCCUUUGGAUAUUGAAACAGUUGAAGGAGUCAACUGGGGCUUGGAUGCCUAUAGCCUCAAAGAAGAUGCAACUGCUUUUCCAGGGAAAAGAGCCCUGAUUUCAUUUCUGUCCUGGUUUGAUUACUGUGAUCAGUUGAUUAAGGAAGCUCACAAGACAACAGCUGCUGCUAUGGCAAGCUCAGUGAGAGAACGCUUUUUUGUUGGUGUAAUGGAACCCCAGCUAAUGCAAACUUCAGAGAUUGGGAUUCUUACAUCAACUGCCCUGUUGCAUCGUAUUGUACGUCAAGUUACUUCAGAUGCCUUAGUGCAUGAAAUGGUUUCUUUUAUCCUUGGAGAGCAGAGGGAGCCAGAAAACCUGGCAGACAUCAACAGGCACCCUUUACGACAUCGCUUAAUCGAGCACUGUGAUCACAUUUCAGAUGAGAUCAGCAUAAUGACACUCAGAAUGUUUGAGCACCUUUUGCAAAAGCCUGAUGAACACAUUCUUUAUAACUUGGUUCUUAGAAAUUUAGAGGAAAGGAACUAUACAGAAUAUAAACCACCCUGCCAAGAAGAUAAAGAUGUGGUGGAGAAUGGCCAGAUAGCAGGAGCUGUAGAUCUGGAAGAAGAUCCAUUAUUUACUGAUCUUUCUCCUGAUACCAUGUUGUCAAACCAAGAGUGGCUUAGUGCUUCUCCACCUGCAAGCCCAGAUCAUCAAAAAAAUGAUGGGAAGACUGAAGUUCAUAAAAUUGUAAAUAGUUUUUUGAGGUUCCACGGGAGAAAUACAUGGCUGAAGAAUGAGUCACAGUCUUUCCAAAAUGCUGUUUUGACAUUAGUGGAAGAGCAGUCACUGGCAAAAUUGCAGAAUUUUCUCUGUCUUGUACCAGAUGAAGCCAAAUCUUCCUACCAUGUGGAAGGCACAGGUUAUGAUACCUACCUCAGAGAUGCCCAUCGACAAUUCCGGGAUUAUUGCGCUAUUUGCUUACGAUGGGAAUGGCCAGGCUUUCCUAAACCUUUGGAAAAGUGCAAUUUAGAAACUGCAUUCUUUGAAGGAUAUUUCCUGAAAGUUCUGUUUGAUAGGAUGGGCAGAAUACUUGAUCAGCCAUAUGAUGUCAAUUUGCAAGUCACAUCUGUAUUGUCCAAGCUCUCCUUGUUUCCCCAUCCACACAUCCAUGAAUACCUUCUGGAUCCCUAUGUAAAUCUGGCUUCUGGCUGCCGAUCUCUUUUUUCAGUCAUUGUCAGAGUUGUUGGGGAUCUCAUGGUGAGGAUUCAGCGCAUACCUGAUUUCACUCCCAAACUUCUACUAGUCAGAAAACGUCUCCUUGGCCUGGAACCUGAAGGGCCCAUUGUUGACCACAUGACAUUACUAGAAGGUGUGAUUGUAUUAGAAGAGUUUUGUAAAGAGCUGGCUGCAAUCGCCUUUGUGAAAUACCAUGCCUCAUCCACACCAUAAACAGCUAAUUUGACUGUCCAAACUGCAAGAUUUUCUCCUGUUUCGAUCAGAAGGACUGCUAACUCAUCCCAGGCAAGAAAGGAAAAAGCAUUGGCAUACAUUUGAAGGACUCAUAAUGGGACAAAUUCAAAUUGUAGUGUUGGUUUCUCAUUUGUUGGCAGUCUCCAUAUGGAAAUGGAAAAUGGGUUUUUUACCCACAAUCUAUUAAAGGGAUAUUGGCAGAGCAGAAUAAGCUCAAAGAGCUACACAUGUCAGGACCUUAGUUAAAUUCCCUUGUUUUAAUGACCUUCUAGGAAGGAGGAACUUUUAUAUACUUUAGGUUUCAUAGGCUUUUUAAAAAGUUGUUUGUCUCAUAGCUGAGGUUUUAUCCCUUUAAAUAAAACCAUCCAGUGAUUAAGGCAUUCUAAAGUAUUUAAUACCAUGUAGAAAAGAAAGAGGCUGCAGAUGCACCCACAGCUUAAAAUGGUAUCAGUUUCUUUGUAUAUAUUUAAUGUUGUCUGAGUCCUUUAUCAUUAUCAGUUCCAUUUUAUCAGAUGCACUAGAACAAAUGGUGACAACAUAUACUCAAGUGCUGGCUUUCUUUGAAUUCUUGCUUAUCUUGUUAUACUGCAUAAUUUUAUUGGCCUUCCAUUUUGAAUUGAAGCCCUAGAUUAUUUAUCCAAAUAUCCAUUUAUAAGAAUAUUAGAGUUUUAAAGAUUUUUCUAUGAUCAAUUGGCCGAAGAGAAUCUUGUGCCUUGAUGAUUAGCAGUAUCAGUGUUUUGUGCUUUUAAAUACAUUAUUGCUUAGCUCAUUUGAAUGGCUAUAGCAUCCAGGCCAGAGGAUAGCUGAUACAGCUUUUUGCGGAUGCCAUUUUUAAUAGUCUGUAUGGAUUUAAAUUCUUUGCAGGCUGUUGCAUGCCAUUGGUUGCAAGCUUGCAGUCUUAUUGUUUGCAACAGGUAUCCCUUAUAAGCCAAGAAGAAAACAAGAUCCCUUUAUUUUGCUGUUGUCAGCCAUGAAGUAGAUUAGCAUGCCAGACAAUCUAGGGUAGAUGUAAGGUGAGGAGACAGCUGUCUCUCCCUUUCUUUCCCUUACUCAUCUCUGCCAGUUCCUCAGAGUCUGAAAGCUCCAAUUAAGUAUGCCAUCUAUCCUGAGUUGCAUCUAUUAUCUGUAUAUUCUUUUUGCACACAGUAGGAAAAAGGAAGGACACAUAAGUUCACAUAGUAGGAAAAAGCCCCCUUCAUACCAGUUUGCCACUAUUAGCAAAACACUAUGGAAGCAAAACUCCACAGAAUUCAGCUUCUAAAUAUAUUUGUUAUUUAUCUCAUUCGUGGGCAUUUAGUGUAAUUGUACAAUCCUUUCUUAACUUUUUAUACACUUGCAAUGUACUUCCAGUUUAUUCGUUGAAUUUUGCACCAGCAAUUUGCACUUGGUUUGUAUUAUAACAAAGUGAAAAACAUUUGCAUACUUGCUGUGCUCAGAUUCUGUGGAAACAUGCUAAACAUGAAGGCAGUGUUUUGGAAAAUAGGACAGUGUGAUCUGAGAUAGCUUACAUAUGUAGGCCUGCAUUGGGAAGAUUCAAGCAAUGUUAAUGGCUAUGGAGCAAAAUAUAAGGCUGCCUUUAUUACAAGGAAAGGCAUGGCUUUCUUACAGCCUGACUGCAGAAUCCUGGAAUCAUCUGAAACCUGAUAAUCAAAAUGCCAUCCCCUGUAAUAGAAAAUUACACAGUUACUGAAUUUAGUUCGCAAAUAAACUGACAAAAAUAAGUUUAACAGACGCCUGGCAUCUUCUUUCCAGCAUCAGACAGAUAUUAAGAAAGAAGAAAAUUAUACAUCUUUUUGGAAUCAGGCCAUUACAUAAGCUUUUUUAGAUGUUAAGAAAUGCAGGUAGCAUAGGUUGUAUAAUCAGAUAAAUAAAUUGUGCAUUAUAUACACAUGUGUUCAUCUAGGUCUCUUCAGUGCAAUGGAACUUGAGCAAAUCAACCACAUGCUUAAAUUCAGAGUAAAAUUCUUAAGACUUAGGCACAUAGACAAAUUAAAUGCUUGAGUUCGAUAUGCAUUCUUGAUUUUGAAACAGAAUGAAAUAUACAGCCAGUGUAUUCUCCCCAAAAAUAAUCCUUUCAGAGUCCCAUAGGAGACUAAUAUUUCUCCAACAGUACCUUGAAAUAGAUUGCAGCCUUACAUUUUGCUAUUCAAAGUAUAGAGAGAUUUAUCUCCUAAGCGAUCUAUAAUUUAUUAGAACCUCCUAAUUCAAUGGUAAAGUUAUUCAAACUUAGGUUGGAUUGAAUUUUAACAUUUAGGAGGGGUAAUUGUAAGGAACAUAUAUGUUAUUUCAAGCAGAAUACCUUAACAUUAGGAUUCUGUUUGCUUUUAAAAACACCCAAAAUCCAAGCCUGACUGCAUAUCCCAGUAUGUCAAAGAAGUCCUUUAAAUGUUCUUAUGUUCAAGAACUUGCUCAGCUUGCCAGUAAACCUGUGAUGUCAUUUCAAGACGCCAGCUUUGUUCUAUGUUUUUAUGACACAGAAAUCUUUGUCACAGAAAUCACAUAGUAUGUGUCAAAAAGCUAGAAAAAGAUUUAAACAUUUUUCUUGGCAUGAGAAUUGUUUUUAUAAACUCAUAAAUAAUAGCAGCAGCCUUUUACUUUUGUAAGGAUUGAAUUUUGCCUCCAAAAUGGAACUUGCAUAAUUUUAUAUCCUUUCAUUUUUCAUGCACUUUUUGUUUUAAAGGCUACUUGGGUCCUUGGUGGAAUUGUUUGAGUUAAUUGAUUCCAUGCAUGUCAUAAUCACCCCCAUUCUGACUUGCGUGUGCCUGUGUGUGUGUGCAUGGAUGGAUGGAUCUUAUUUAUUACCCUUCAGUAAACAUAGAACAUACAAUCUGUUCUCCAGAAUUAUUGAAUGACCACCAGUUGUAAAAAUGGUAGUGGGUACUUGGUAGCAUUACAGAUGCAACAAACAGUGUUUAUAUAUGUGAGUGGAUGAGGAAAGCUGGAAUUGUUUGAUUCCAGGACAUCGACCCAACUUUAAUUUUUACCCUAAUGCACAUUUAUGUAAAUAAAGGCACCUUUUCAACUUUCUACUAUCUGUUAUAUCAGUUUAGUUUCUGAUGUUGGGACUGUUGUAAUAAUGACAUGAGACAUAAAGUAGAAUAGCCAAUUCUCAUUAUUUUUCUGCUUUGUUUUAGCAGUAAUUGUCAUAUCUAGUAUUCUGAUCUUCUCUCUGUAGCAUUCUGAUAUUAUAAUGUAUUCCUCAGUGCAAUAUCAAAGCUGUGAUACAAAGCACAGCUUCAGCCUGGUUGUACAUUGCCUGUUUACAUGUGUGUAUUUGUAUACUAAUGGACUGAAACCCAGCACUUGCUUGCAGUAUUGCCAGGGCAAAGAUCCUAACACUAGAUCCUACAGGGCACAGUAAUCGUGGUAUUCCUUUCUAUGACAGCUUCUCCCCAUGAGUUGCUAGUUGCAACAGAGCUUUGUCUCAUAAAAUGACAUCCUCAUUUAACUGGACCAGAGAAAGACUGAAAUCCAGUGCAAAAGCUACACAUUCAGUAUUCUCUAUUAUAUGAACAAUUAAGAUUAACAUCUCUUACUAAACACAGCUGCAUAACUAAGAUCAAUAAUCUCUGUGCCCAGUUAUCUAGUGCUACAAGGUCUUUCUUGCUAUAUAGAUUUUGUUUUUCCCCCUUGCCUUGUUUACAUUAAACAGAUGAUGUUCAGCGGAUCUGUCCUACUGAGCUUUGUGUAGUUGCUGACAAUGUAUGCCAAGGUGUAAUAGACCCCCCAUGAGGAAUGGAUGGAAUAGCCAUAUCAAGAACUUGUGUCAACAGAUUCAGUUCAGACAUUUCUGUGGUUGAAAAGCACGCACGAAGGAUUAAAAGGGAUAUUCUUAAAAAUAAAUUAAUAUAAUUUAAAUGAAGUGACUGCUUAUCUUUGCAGAUGUCUGUGCCUUUUAAAGAGAACUUCAGUUGUUUGACAAUAUAGAAAUAAAAUAAUGAUAAUGUCAGUAAUCCAAGCAGAUGGACAAAGUAAUUUCCAUCUAUGUAGAAGCUUUGCCUCAUCACAUUCCCAGCCAAAGGUCCUCAGGGUUAGCAUUGUUUGGUGACCCAUCCGCAACAAAUAAAUACAAUAGGGUGUUUAAAGAGAGCACAAUAAGGUGUUGAGGGAAAGCAAAUUACUGUUAAAUGAUCCUGGACCUGCUCCAAAACUUGUUAUUGUGUGCCUGUUGGGCAUCAGGGAUACGUGGAGUCAGCCAGCCAAUGAGUGUCUCACUCAUUUAAAGCAUGAGUAACAAAGCUCUCCUGUAUUUUAGGAAGCUGCAGCAGCUGUACACAUCUUCAUAGAAUGUUGGAGAAUGGAUGCUUAAACUGAAUGUUGGAGAAUGAAUACUUAAAUCAAUAAGGCAAAAUGUAAAAAAAUCUGCUAUCAUUAAAUCAGACUAAAUGUGUGCCUCGUUAUAUAUCUGUCAUUAAAGUGUUUUCCAGAUAA